This is a messenger RNA of Trichobilharzia szidati, 921 nucleotides long. Lineage: Eukaryota; Metazoa; Platyhelminthes; Trematoda; Strigeidida; Schistosomatidae. The record is from the annotation of a GenBank genome assembly.
AUGAACAUUAGACUUUUAUCAGAUGAAGCGUUAUCAGCCUUACCGGGGGAAAGUGGAAGUAUAGCUGAAGCAGUGGGUCCUGUCGAAGGCUUGGCACAAGCGUCAUCAGGUGAACCGAUAGAUCCGAGUAAUGCCAGUGCUUUAGCUGCUGCUUUUAACUUCACCGGCAGUAGUGCUUCAGCCCAUGGCGCGACUAUGCAAGAAUAUUUUGUGCAGGCUGUGAUCUCAUCUCCUAUUCAGCACGAAUUAUUAUUGAAUCGACUUCAUGGAUUGUGUCGUGAAUGGACAGAUUUCUGUGACCAGGAAAUUAUUUUUGAAAUAGGGAGUGAUUCCCGAGCUGAUGCAAGUAAUCUUGUAGGUAACAGGUCAUCUGCAAAUACAUCUGCUGCCAUCGGUGCCUUAGCCAUCUCUGGAUCGGGAAGUUCUAAUGUUACUGUACGUGUGCGUCGAAGUCUUCUAGAUAAAGUAAACAGAAUUGGUCGUGAACUUUCCGUUCUACGUUAUUUGGGUGCGGUAGAAACUGAUAAAAUAAUUUUACGACGCAGCUGCCUUGAAAUGCCUAUUACGGGACCUAUUGUUAGCUUUCUUUAUGAUUUAGGUUUCGAACAUGAAUUCACCUACAUAGCUGAAGGUCAAGAAUUUAUUCGUGGACGCGUCAAAGUGUUGGUCUACACUUUAAAUGAAAUCACUCAAUAUCAUAGUUUAACAGUUUCAAAUACUAUGGGUUUGAGUUUUGAUGGACAGGAAUUAGCACCGAAAGAAUGGAGACGUAUUUGUUCUCGUAGUUGGAUGGUAGAGAUAAGCACAAUUGGUAGUCCUGCAGAUGACUCGUUACAAGAUGAAAUAACUGAGUUUACGGAACUUCUUCAUCCACUCAUUGUGCCAACAAAACUUGAUCAUAGUCUGUUCGCUCGUAAAUGA